Molecule: messenger RNA, 810 nt
Organism: Macadamia integrifolia
Lineage: Eukaryota; Viridiplantae; Streptophyta; Magnoliopsida; Proteales; Proteaceae
Exons: 3
Coding region: 379-591 (70 amino acids)
Source: RefSeq, a predicted model, not a curated record
GAAGAUCAGAACAAUCUCCGUCAGUCUAGUACAACCAUUUCAAAACCAGAACUCAGAAGUAGAAAGUGAAUCAUUUUUUCCCCAAUACCCCAUACCCACUCCUCUGGUCCUCCACUCUUCCUUCCUCUUACAUCCGUGAAAAGAAGCGACGCAGCCGCGCAGCACAGUGAAUCGUGAUUCCUGAGCGAUUAGCGAUACCGAUUACCGACGGUGGAUUCUGCAAUUUAGAUUUUCGACCUGCUACUUCGAGACCCUAGCUAAUCACUGGAAAUCGGUAUUAGCUAGCGAUACCGAUUACCGACUCUGCAAUUUAGAUUUUAGACCUGCUAUAUUUCGAGUUCGACAGCGGCGCAGCGGGAAAGAGAUUUUACAUUCUCCAUGCCCCUGUCGCGCAAUGUCAUUGUUGCUACAGGCCUAGUAGCUUUUGCAGCUGCAGGCUUGGCAUUUCCCUUCUACUUUGUGACGUCAAAGGCACAGCCUGUGAUCGAUUCAUCGAAGCCUCUUCCACCUCAAGCAACCUUUCGAGGGCCCUACGUAAAUACUGGUUCACGUGACAUUGGUCCGGACCAUGGCACUUCCCCUAAGAUGUAAAUAUAUUGUGUAAAUCUUUUAUUUACUUUGCUCAGUAACAUAAGCUAUGAAACUCUUCAUUGUUUAAGUUAAUGCUACUUGCCUCGAAAUACAUUGGAGCCUUGAGCAUAAGUUGUAUAACAAUCUGAUCAGGAUUCUUGCAGUGGUUGCAUCUAUGAUUUAAUAGACCAUGCACUUGUAAGAAAUUUAUUGAGAAAAUAAGACAACAAAAUUGAAAUC